Molecule: messenger RNA, 312 nt
Organism: Menidia menidia (Atlantic silverside)
Lineage: Eukaryota; Metazoa; Chordata; Actinopteri; Atheriniformes; Atherinopsidae
Source: the annotation of a GenBank genome assembly
AUGAGCUGCAUCAAAGCCCACUUUGAUGGAGAGGAUCAGAAGGGAGGUCACAGCUGCCCUCAAUGCAGGAAAAGCUUCAUACCGAGGCCUGUCCUGGAGAAAAACACCAUGUUAGCAGCUUUAGUGGAGCAGCUGAAGAAGACUGGACUCCAAGCUGCUCCUGCUGACCACUGCUAUGCUGGACCUGAAGAUAACCCCUUCAAACGUGCAGUUUUCCCCGGGGGGGGGGGGCUGCAGGUGCGGGUUCUCGGCGUGGCGCUUUCCCACCGGCGCGGCGCGGCGCGGCGCCACCUCAUUAGGUCAUUACAAUGA